Molecule: messenger RNA, 804 nt
Organism: Sordaria macrospora k-hell
Lineage: Eukaryota; Fungi; Ascomycota; Sordariomycetes; Sordariales; Sordariaceae
Cellular component (GO): intracellular anatomical structure
Source: RefSeq, a predicted model, not a curated record
AUGCACUCAUCAUCCCUCCUAGCAACAACCCUCACCCUCACCCUCACCUCCACCAUGGCCGCCUCUUCCAACAGCACCAUCAAGGACAACCUUCUCUUUCCUCCACCACCCCCCUCCGUCAUCUCCGCCCCGCAAGUACUCCCGAACGCCUCUAUCGAGCCCCCCUCCACCCAAUCCAUCAUCAACUCCCUCUCCCUCACCGCCUUCGUCGAAGGCGGUUACAUGGCCGAAACCGAUCGGAACCCCCUCGAGAUUCCCUCCCCUUUCCCUCUUUAUCCCGCCACCACUUUUUCGGAUCCCAACCCGGCCGAGGAUGGUCCAAACUACACGUUUGAUCCUGAUUCCUACCGGCCUGGGUUUGACCCCAAGAAGAGGAAUGCUUCGACGACUAUUUAUUACCUCUUAACGGGCGCCGGCAAGGAGGGGAGUGGUGGUUCGCCAAAGGGGUAUCUACAUCGGAACAGGGGACGGAUCAUCCAUACGCUGCAUCGUGGACGGGGGCGGUACGUGGUUUUGCACGCGGAUGAGACGCCGUGUAGGGUGGAGAGUUUUGUAGUGGGCAAGAAUGUGGAAAAGGAGAAGGUGCAGUGGGUUGUGGACGGGGGCAAGUAUAAGGGGACUUUUGUUUUGCCCUUGGAAGAUGGGGAGGAUGACGAUGAGAUGGUUUUCAUUUCGGAGACGACAGUGCCGGGGUGGGAGGUUUUUGACCAUGACUUUUUGGAUCGAAAGGGGUUGGAGAUGUUAAUGGAAGGGGAUGAGGAGAAGAUUAGGCAGUUAGAGUGGUUGGUCAAGCAGGAGGAGUGA